This is a messenger RNA of Lactuca sativa (garden lettuce), 1173 nucleotides long. RefSeq lists its product as uncharacterized. Lineage: Eukaryota; Viridiplantae; Streptophyta; Magnoliopsida; Asterales; Asteraceae. The record is from RefSeq and is a predicted model, not a curated record.
AUGCGCAGUUUUCAACAAGCUUGGUUUACAAAAUUUUGGUGGUUGGAAUAUUUUGAGAAAAAAGAUGUUGCAUUUUGUUUCCCUUGCUUUCUUUUUAAUAAGAAACCUAUUGGACGAGUCGGGUCAGAUACAAUUACCGUGACAGGAUUUAAUAGGUGGAAAAAGGUGAAUUGUGGCAAAGAUUGUGCUUUCAUCGUCCAUGAAGGUAAGACUCCGGCCUCAACACAUAAUUUUUCUGUUAGAUGCUAUGAAGAUUUAAAAAACCAAUUGUGUCACAUAGAAAAUUUGAUUGAGAAACAAAUGACUCAACAAGUUAUGGAUAAUAGAUUAUGCCUUAAAGUUUCUGUUGAGGCUAUUAAAUGGCUCACAUUUCAAGCAUGUGCUUUAAGAGGUCAUGAUGAGCGACCUGACUCAAGAAAUCAAACGAAUUUCCUUGAACUUAUAAAGUUGCUUGCUUCUUAUAACAAGACUAUUGAUGAUGGUGUGUUAGAAAAUGCUCCUCAAAAUGCAAAGUACACAUCACCCGAUAUCCAAAAAGAAAUAUUAAGUGUUUUAGCUACAAAUGUACAAAAAGCCAUUCAUGAUGAAAUCGGGAUGGCAAAAUUUUGUUUGAUUGUUGACGAGUCUCAAGAUGAAUCUAAGAAGAAACAAAUGGCUAUUGUUGUGAGAUUUGUUAACCGAGAAGGACAUGUCAAAGAAAGAAUUUUGGAUUUGAUCCAGGUCAAAUAUACAACUUUAUUGACCUUGAAAAAUGCGAUAAUGGGUUCAUUGUCUUAUCAUAAACCUAGUGUCCAAGAUAUUCGGGGUCAAGGAUAUGAUGGAGCUAGUAACAUGCGUGGAGAAUGGAAUGGGUUGCAAGCUUUAUUAUUAAAGGAAUGCCCUUAUGCUUAUUACAUACAUUGUUUUGCUCAUCAAUUGCAAAUGUCUCUAGUUACAGCGACUAAAGAUUUGACUGAGAGGAGUGACAUUCUGAUUCCUGGUAUAAAUGAAACUUAUAGAUAUGUAAUUCGAACACGGCAUGAUAAACAUGAUAUCAUUGUAGAGCAUCACUACCGAGUUGAAUUGUUUAUUGUUGCUAUUGGCAGUCAGUUACAAGAGUUAAACUCUAGAUUUAAUGAGUCUGUAACGGAGCUUCUUCGUCUUAGUGCUGCGCUAGAUCCAAAAAAUCCUUGA